This is a messenger RNA of Durotheca rogersii, 633 nucleotides long. RefSeq lists its product as uncharacterized. The record is from RefSeq and is a predicted model, not a curated record. Bases 138 to 509 code for a protein of 123 amino acids. The transcript has 2 exons. Lineage: Eukaryota; Fungi; Ascomycota; Sordariomycetes; Xylariales; Xylariaceae.
GCGGGUCUGGCAACACCUAAAUAUUGUCGCUCAGCCCGACUGUGGCCCCGUUCCCACUUCGCCACUACCACUGCUGUUCUACGCACGCCCGCACCUGUUCACGCGCGCUCUCCGUCGAUUUUCUCGCUCCGUCAACCAUGACCACGAUGGCGAUAGACCUAACUGCGACCUGGCUCGUCCAGGCCCUCCGCCCUGGCUCGGUCCCCGCAGAGGUCUGGUCUGUCAUUAACUGGAUCGCCUUCUGUUUUAAAUUAGCCAGCCUCGCAUUCUUUAUACCCUUCGCGAGUUUGAUCCUCUUCGACUUCUGCCUUUGGAUUUGGCGGCUGAACCAGCCCCGGCCGCGAGACGCGCCACGGCCGAGCCGCAUUGUGCGCGAGCCUCCAAAGCAGGAUGCAAGAUUGACUGCUUCUGCCUCGCCAAGUGGCCCCGGCUCUACCACCGCUUUCGAUACCAACCGAGCUACGGGUCAGAGACUGAGGAGCCGCCCAGGGCACUCGAGCAGCUGGUGAAGAGCGUUGAAAAUAUUACGCCAACAAUCACAAGAAUCCGACGACAGCAGAUAGCCGCAGUGGCAUAGAAGGCCGCAGCAAGGCGGAGUAAUAAUACCGUUAGAUUUGCAUAUCAGAUUUGGUU